AUGGCCGCUCCUAUUGUCGCGCUUUUGGAGUCUCUCGGGCAGCGUCGGCGACGCAUCUUUCGGGACGCAUUUGACGAGCUUACCGAGGAAGAGUUCCGCGAGGACUUCAGGCUCUCGAAGAGCACUGUGCGCUGGCUCUGUGAGCAAUUGGAAGACGCCAUCGGUGGCCUUCGGACCGGUGGCAUCACGACGCAAGACAAGGUGCUUUGUGCUCUCCGUUUCUUCGCGACGGGGAGCUUCCAAAGAUCCAUCGGCAGCGAAAAAUUCGUAUCCAUGGGGCAGGCUUCCGUGAGCGAGAGCAUUCACGCAGUUGCGGAAGCAAUAACCGUGGUGGGCCGGCAACAGGGUUGGGUGAGCGUCCCGUUGACAACGGCCGGCAAGGCUAGUGCAAAGUCGGCCUUUGCGGAUCGCGGCAGCAUUCCCGGUGUAGUGGCCUGUGUCAACGGGACGCUCAUAGCGAUAAAACAGCCUGACGGACUCAGUCCGGGUGAGACUGCGGGCUUCAUGUCAAGAAAAGGGUUCUACGCCUUGAAUACUAUGAUCGAGACUCAGGCUACCCUCUCUGAGCCAUGGCUGCUGACACCUGUGCCAGGCCACCCAGGCAUUGGCACUCCGGAGGCGCGCUACAACCGGGCCCAUGCCUCCAUGAGGAACGUUGUGGAGAGGGGUAUUGGCGUCUUGAAGCCCAAGGAUGCAGCCACAAUCGUGGCAGCCUGCGCCGUUCUCCACAACAUUGCUUUGAAGGCAGGGGAGCCGGAGCUGCAGGACAGCGAUGAGGAGGCCAAGGACAACCAGCCACCGCUGCAACAGGGCUUGCCUGUGCCUGAAGGGCACCACACCUGCCGGCAAGAAACGCCUAGAGAGCUGCUCAUGAGGGCAAAGCAGAUGAGGAGCCCGGUUGUCAACCUGUUCUCUGCGGCCCCUACCUGGCGUACCACUCAUCUGCGUGCGCUGCAUCGUCAGCUGAGGCAGCAACAGCAGGCUCGUCGCGCGGCUCAACCGUAA
Molecule: messenger RNA, 1005 nt
Organism: Dermacentor andersoni
Lineage: Eukaryota; Metazoa; Arthropoda; Arachnida; Ixodida; Ixodidae
Product: putative nuclease HARBI1
Source: RefSeq, a predicted model, not a curated record